AACGCCUCACACACACAGACACCUCUCUCUCUCUCUCUCUCCUUCCUUCUUCCUCCCGCCUCCCCUCCAUCCUCCGCUAGCUAGAGACAGAGGAUACAUACAAAGUGUGGCUGGCAAUGGCGCGGUGCUUGGUUUUCAUGGUGUUCCAGAUAUACUGCCUCAUCUCGACGGUUGGCCUGCCGCUGGAGCCGGCGGAGCUGCUGCAGCUCGGCGGCGACGUGGGCAGCGGCCGCCUCAGCACCGACCCGGCCGACGUCCUGGAGGCGUCCCGCGACUUCGGCGGGUUCACCCGGGGCGAGCCCUUGGCGGUGUACCACCCGAGCGGGGCCGGCGACGUCGCGGCGCUGGUCCGGGCGGCGUACGGGUCGGCCCGCGACAUCCGCGUGUCGGCGCGCGGCCACGGGCAUUCCAUCAGCGGGCAGGCGCAGGUGCCCGGCGGCGUGGUCGUGGCCAUGAGCCGCGGGGGCAAGUCGCAGCCGCAGGCGCGCGCAUUGCCGGUGUACUCGCCGGAGCUGGGCGGGCACUACGUGGACGUGUGGGGCGGCGAGCUGUGGAUCGACGUGCUCAACUGGACGCUGUCGCACGGCGGGCUGGCGCCGCGGUCGUGGACCGACUACCUCUACCUGUCCGUGGGCGGCACCCUCUCCAACGCCGGCAUCAGCGGGCAGGCGUUCCACCACGGGCCCCAGAUCAGUAAUGUCUACGAGCUCGACGUCGUAACCGGGAAGGGAGAGGCGGUGACCUGCUCGGAGGCGAAGAACCCGGAGCUCUUCUUCGGCGCGCUGGGCGGGCUGGGGCAGCUGGGGAUCAUCACCCGCGCUCGCAUCGCCCUCGAGCCUGCUCCCCGCAAGGUUCGCUGGAUCCGGGCGCUCUACUCCAACUUCACCGAGUUCACGGCGGACCAGGAGCGGCUCAUCUCGCAGUCGCAGCACGGCCGCCGGUUCGACUACGUGGAGGGCUUCGUGGUGGCCGCCGAGGGCCUCAUCAACAACUGGAGGUCCUCCUUCUUCUCGCCGCAGAACCCGGUGAAGCUCAGCUCGCUCAAGCACCACACCGGCGUGCUCUACUGCCUCGAGGUCACCAAGAACUACGACCACGACUCAACCGCCGGGACCGUUGAUCAGGAGGUUGACGCGCUGCUGGGCGACCUGAACUUCCUCCCGGGCACGGUGUUCACGACGGACCUGCCGUACGUGGACUUCCUUGACCGCGUGCACACGGCGGAGCUGAAGCUGCGCGGCAAGGGCAUGUGGGAGGUGCCGCACCCGUGGCUGAACCUGUUCGUGCCGGCGUCGCGCAUCGCCGACUUUGACCGCGGCGUCUUCCGCGGCAUCCUCGGCAGCCGCACCUCCGGCGGGCCCAUCCUCAUCUACCCCAUGAACAAGCACAAGUGGGACCCCAGGAGCUCGGUGGUGACGCCCGACGAGGAGGUGUUCUACCUGGUGGCGUUCCUGCGGUCGGCGCUGCCGGGCGCGCCGGAGAGCCUCGAGGCGCUGGCGCGGCAGAACCGGCAGAUCCUCGACUUCUGCGACGACGCCGGGAUCGGGGCCAAGCAGUACCUGCCCAACCACAAGUCGCAGCCCGACUGGGCGGCCCAUUUCGGGGAGAAGCGCUGGGCGCGGUUCGCGGGCCUCAAAGCCCAGUUUGACCCGAGGGCCAUGCUGGCCACCGGGCAGGGCAUCUUCCCGCCGCCGCCGCUCCUGUCCGAUUCUUGAGAAUGAAUGGCAGGACCGCUUAACAUGACAUUCAGGAAGCUAGCUUAGGUGUAUGUAUGUAUGUAACUGGCCAUCACAGAGAGCAGCAGGAUUAGGUAGUGUGCAUGGAGGUGUAUAGAAGAUGUCCGUUGGUGUCAUGUAUGUGGCGCGCAUUGUCAGCUUAACUCUGAAUCGGUUGGUGAUGUACAGAGGAAUGCGUCGCGUCCAUGCAACUAUGUAGUCACAUCUUUUGUGCUGUGUUGUGCUGGUAAAAAAACAGUUUUUCACCUCA
Messenger RNA from Hordeum vulgare subsp. vulgare (domesticated barley), 1986 nucleotides. Its product is annotated as cytokinin dehydrogenase 5. The transcript has 5 exons. NCBI's taxonomy places the organism in Eukaryota, Viridiplantae, Streptophyta, Magnoliopsida, Poales, Poaceae. Gene Ontology annotation, biological process: cytokinin metabolic process. The coding region runs from base 117 to 1715 and encodes 532 amino acids. The record is from RefSeq and is a predicted model, not a curated record. Gene Ontology annotation, molecular function: cytokinin dehydrogenase activity; FAD binding.